GCAUUCCCAUAUUUAAUUUAUAUGCAUAUUUGAUUGUAUCUUCAAGUUCUAAAACGUCAGGAUGAAGAAAUUAAAACUUAAAGAACUUGAAAGUUGUCUUCAGCAAGUUGAUGGUUUUGAGGAUCCAAAACUGCUACUCGAACAAUAUCCAACAAGGCCACAUAUAGCAGCAUGUAUGCUUUAUACAAUUCACAAUACAUUUGAUGAUAUUGAAAACAAGAUUGUUGCAGAUCUUGGAUGCGGUUGUGGUGUGCUGAGCAUUGGUAGCGCCAUGUUGGGAGCCGGGCUGUGUAUAGGCUUUGAUGUUGAUGCUGAUGCUUUGGAAGUAUUUAACAGAAACGCUGAAGAGUUUGAACUCACAAAUACUGACAUGGUUCAGUGCAAUGUAUGUUCCUUACCUGAGGAAAUGGCAAAAGCAUUUGAUACCGUCAUUAUGAAUCCUCCCUUUGGAACCAAGCACAAUAAAGGCAUGGAUAUGGCUUUUCUCAAGACAGCUCUGCGGAUGGCGAGAACGGCUGUUUAUUCCUUGCAUAAAACGUCAACCCGCCAACAUAUUCAGAAGAAAGCUGAUGACUGGAAAGUGAAGAUGGAAGUUUUAGCAGAACUAAGGUACGACCUACCAGCAUCAUACAAAUUCCACAAAAAGAAAUCAGUGGACAUCGAAGUAGAUUUUAUUAGAUUCUCGAGUGAAGAAUGAAAACAAAUGAAGGAAUGACUUAAAACUUCU
Euleptes europaea (tarantolino) is the source of this 727-nucleotide messenger RNA. It is a transcript of the gene METTL5, whose product is annotated as methyltransferase 5, N6-adenosine. Lineage: Eukaryota; Metazoa; Chordata; Lepidosauria; Squamata; Sphaerodactylidae. The record is from RefSeq and is a predicted model, not a curated record. The transcript has 7 exons. Bases 62 to 697 code for a protein of 211 amino acids. Gene Ontology annotation, molecular function: nucleic acid binding; rRNA (adenine-N6-)-methyltransferase activity. Gene Ontology annotation, biological process: rRNA methylation.